This is a messenger RNA of Kwoniella botswanensis, 1203 nucleotides long. RefSeq lists its product as uncharacterized. Bases 1 to 1203 code for a protein of 400 amino acids. The record is from RefSeq and is a predicted model, not a curated record. NCBI's taxonomy places the organism in Eukaryota, Fungi, Basidiomycota, Tremellomycetes, Tremellales, Cryptococcaceae. The transcript has a single exon.
AUGAGCUCUCCGAUUGAACCCCAAAACAUAAAUGCCCCUACUUCAAGCAAUCAAGGGAUUUCCGAAAUUGCCACUCCCACUUCGAUGUCGGGUACGGACAACAAUGUCAACUAUCGACACCUCAUGCACGAAGCAUUGUAUGGGUGUUAUCGUCCCUCGCAGAGAGAAGCGACUGCUAUGAUGGAUGAGCUGGUAGGUACCUCAUCCCCCGAAGUCAAUGAUGGUCUGGAAGAUAUCAGGAAGGAGUGGCGCGAGAUCUCGCAUAAUUCUCAAGAUGCGCCAAACGAAUCAAUCAAGUUGGACGCGAGACGAAGGAAGUGGAUGGAAAUAUAUGAGAGAACACAUGAUCUCACUGAUGAUGAAAAAACCCUCUUAAGGGCGAUUCACGAAUGUUCUAAACCCGACAGGUUAUCGUAUAAGAGCAGAUUUAUGGAAGGGAUGAAGUUGAAUCCUACGACGGAAAAGACAGACGAACGUACAAAGGCUGUGAGAUCAGCUUUCAUUACCAUCCAGGAGGAUGUGGGUGGAGCCAAGGUGAAAAAUAGGGAGAGAAGAAAGAGAUGGUGGGAUGUGGUAGGGUCAAAAGAUGAACGAAGGACUGAUCAUGGGCAUCAACUCGAAAGACUUCACAGUCAGAAUACCAGUCAUAUCGAGAAAAGAGCCAACGAUUCCUCCAAAUCAAUCUUGGCUGAAAAUAUCAAGCGCUACAAGAGUGGGCUUUGUGUUCUUACUCGAACAAAAAGUGGGCCAGAUGAAGAUGAUUCUAUUUAUUCCGAGACCAUGAUCCUACCUGGUCAGAGCGAAGAUGAGAGUGAUAAAUCCGAAUAUCGCAAAUCUAUAGAAGAGAGAAUUCAAAAUGCCAUUUAUAUCAAUACCAGGCCGGAUGGUGAGAAAGCUGUCCAAGAGGUAGAUGAAAUCCUCUCCAAUGGUCAAAAUGAGAGUUCAGAGAACAUUGAUGAUUUACGAACUCUCUGGGGUAAAGUAUCCGGGUAUGGUACGGAAAAGCGAUACGACGCAAGAGAAAGACAAAACAGAUGGCAGGAGUAUAUGCGCGAAGUCGACAGUGCUUUGACCAGUGAGGCCGAACAACACACAAGCACGAUAGCUGAGGGAACAAACUCAUCCGCAUCCGAAGCUGAAGUCACCAACAGUACAGAUGAAGAGGAUACGAAAGCCACGAAGGUGAUCGCAGCUCGAGUGUAG